AGCAAUUUUCAUCAAACAACACGACCCUCGACCCUCGCCCUCUCCACCCCCCAUAACCCCCCUUUUCUAGAACCGCUGUUGUCUCUCGAUUUCACUUGCAAUCAUGGCUGCCAACGGCGACUUCUCUGACGACGAGUCCCAGCCUGGAUCCCCCAUGCUCGAUGCGAACGGUCACGAUGACAUCGAAGAGCAAGAGCCCCUCGACCAGGAGGCCAAGCCUCUGAAGUCUGCGAUGAAGAAGGAAGUUCCUCCUCCCCAGCCCAAGCGGCCAGAGCUGCCCGAGCAGCCGAAUCCGGAGACUCUGGACCUGUCCACCCUGACUCCUUUGACCCCCGAAAUUAUUGCGCGCCAAGCCACAAUCAACAUUGGCACCAUCGGUCACGUCGCUCACGGCAAGUCGACGGUCGUUAAGGCUAUCUCCGAGGUCCAGACUGUCCGUUUCAAGAACGAGUUGGAGCGAAACAUUACGAUCAAGCUGGGUUAUGCCAACGCAAAGAUCUACAAGUGCGACAACCCCGAGUGCCCUAGGCCGACAUGCUUUAAGAGCUUUAAGAGUGAGAAGGAAGUCGACCCGCCUUGUGAGAGGGAUGGCUGCGGUGGCCGCUACAGACUGUUGAGACAUGUGUCUUUCGUCGACUGCCCCGGUCACGAUAUUCUGAUGAGUACUAUGUUGUCUGGUGCCGCCGUCAUGGACGCUGCCCUCCUCCUUAUUGCCGGAAACGAAACUUGCCCUCAACCUCAGACUUCGGAGCACUUGGCUGCCAUCGAAAUCAUGAAGCUCAGCCACAUCAUCAUUUUGCAAAACAAGGUGGACUUGAUGAGAGAGGAUGGUGCCCUGCAACAUUACCAGUCGAUCUUGAAGUUCAUCCGUGGUACUGUCGCCGAUGGCUCUCCGAUCAUUCCCAUUUCUGCACAGCUCAAGUACAACAUCGAUGCUGUCAACGAAUACCUGGUUUCGCACAUUCCCGUCCCCGUCCGCGAUUUCACCGCUUCCCCCCACAUGAUCGUCAUUCGUUCCUUCGAUGUGAACAAGCCUGGUGCCGAAAUUGAGGAGCUGAAGGGUGGUGUUGCCGGUGGUUCGAUCUUGACUGGUGUUCUGAAGCAGAACGACGAGAUUGAGAUUCGUCCCGGUCUGGUCACCAAGGACGAGAACGGCAAGAUUCAGUGCCGUCCCAUCUUCUCUCGGGUCAUGUCCCUCUUUGCCGAGCACAAUGACCUCAAGUUUGCCGUCCCUGGUGGUUUGAUUGGUGUCGGUACUCGUGUGGACCCUACUCUGUGCCGUGCUGAUCGUCUCGUUGGUUUCGUCCUGGGUCACCGCGGACGCCUUCCCGCUAUCUACACUGAGUUGGAAGUCAACUACUUCUUGCUUCGUCGUCUGCUCGGUGUCAAGACUGCCGAUGGCAAGCAGGCCAAGGUUGCCAAGCUUACUAAGAACGAGGUUCUCAUGGUCAACAUCGGUUCUACGGCUACCGGAGCUAAGGUCGUGGGUGUCAAGGCUGAUGCUGCCAAGCUCAGCUUGACCAGCCCUGCCUGUACCGAGGUCGGAGAGAAGAUUGCCAUCAGUCGGAGAAUUGAGAAGCACUGGCGUCUGAUCGGUUGGGCCAACAUUGUCGCUGGUAACACCCUUGAGCCCAUCCUGAACUAAAGAAUUUAUUGCCCGCUUGGAUGGCCAGGCUUGUAUCCAUCAGGUUACGGCUGAUGGAGAAGUCAAAGAGUAUCUGACACCAAGUCUUGGCAGGGUCAAGUCACGAAUGAAGUAGAAUGGUUUGCAGUAGCGAGAGGGGGUGUCAGUUAACUCCC
Messenger RNA from Aspergillus welwitschiae, 1800 nucleotides. RefSeq names its product translation initiation factor eIF2 subunit gamma. Gene Ontology annotation, cellular component: eukaryotic translation initiation factor 2 complex; cytosol. NCBI's taxonomy places the organism in Eukaryota, Fungi, Ascomycota, Eurotiomycetes, Eurotiales, Aspergillaceae. The transcript is spliced from 3 exons. Gene Ontology annotation, biological process: positive regulation of translational fidelity; formation of translation preinitiation complex. Gene Ontology annotation, molecular function: tRNA binding; GTP binding; GTPase activity. The record is from RefSeq and is a predicted model, not a curated record. The coding region runs from base 104 to 1645 and encodes 513 amino acids.